UAAACCCCCCUUUCCAUUUCACAGCAAAAUCUCGAGAUAAAAAAAAUGGCAACAUUAUCAUCUCUAGCAUCACAAAUUCCAACAACUACACCAAACUUCACUCAUUUCACAACACAAUCAAAACCCACUCUCCAAAUCCUCAAACCAACAAACCCUUUUAACAAUUUCUCCAAAUUCUCACAUUUACAUGCAGUUCUUCAUCCCAAAUUCCCAAGAAGACUGUAUGCAGUUGCAGAAGAACAAGAAGCAGCAGCGCCAGUUGCUCCUCCAGUUGACCCUUCGUCAGAGGCUGCCAGGAGGCUUUACAUUGGGAACAUUCCGAGGACUGUGAAUAAUGAUGAACUUGCCAAGAUUGUUGAGGAACAUGGGGCUAUUGAGAAAGCUGAGGUAAUGUAUGAUAAAUAUUCUGGUAGGAGUCGCCGAUUUGCUUUCGCUACAAUGAAAACUGUUGAAGAUGCCAAUGCUGCUAUUGAGAAACUGAAUGGCACACAAAUCGGAGGACGUGAGAUCAAAGUAAACUUUACGGAAAAACCUUUGGUAACAUCAGAUAUGUCCUCUCUCCAGUUAGAGGAAUCACAAUUUGUUGACAGUCCACACAAAGUUUACGUGGGAAAUCUUGCAAAAACAGUGACUUCAGAAACACUCAAGAACUUCUUCUCCGAGAAGGGGAAGGUUUUAAGCGCAAAAAUUUCACGAGUUCCUGGGACCUCAAAAUCCAGUGGAUAUGGGUUUGUUUCCUUCUCUGAAGAGGAGGAUGUAGAAGCUGCCGUUUCAUCUUUUAACGAUUCUCUUUUGGAAGGCCAGAAAAUUCGUGUAAACAAAGCCUAGAGUAGUUCCCCUGCAUCUCGGAAAAUCAGAGUACUUGCAAUGUAUUAAAAUUUGUAUCAGUAUGUUUUUUUGUUCUCUAGUUACUGCUUUAGUCAUGUAUAUUUCUAUGAUAGCAAUGAUCAUAUGUACUGUUGUGCUUUAA
Messenger RNA from Mercurialis annua (annual mercury), 970 nucleotides. RefSeq names its product 30S ribosomal protein 2, chloroplastic. The record is from RefSeq and is a predicted model, not a curated record. Gene Ontology annotation, molecular function: mRNA binding. Gene Ontology annotation, cellular component: cytosol. Lineage: Eukaryota; Viridiplantae; Streptophyta; Magnoliopsida; Malpighiales; Euphorbiaceae. The coding region runs from base 46 to 828 and encodes 260 amino acids. The transcript has 4 exons.